AAGGGAGAAAUGAUUUUCUUAAACUCAUAAAUUGCCUAAAAUCUCAAGGAACACUGCCCACUUGUGGCAACCUAAAAACCCCGUAGAGACGUACACAUUGCCAAAGGAAACCUUGAGGAUUAGGAUUCUCCCUCUCUUCACUCUUCUUAUUAAUAGCCAAGGAGUGUUUUAAAUGAAAUAAGAUCCCUAGAAUAUUUGAGAGCAGUGGUAUGAUCUGUUUUGCUCUGUGAAAAAUGUCAUCGGUGUAUUACAAUAUAGUGUAACUUUUAGUUUGUAGUUUUUAAUGCUAGGUUGACACCUUGUGGUGAAAACAUUCAUUGACUUGUAAGCGGCAGGCAAGACUGGACCAUGUAGUACAAAAAGCACUUCACGUUUUCCCCAAUGUUAUGACAAGAUUUGAUAUUUUACAGUGCAUUAUAGUGAGAAGCAUUAUGCAUUUAUGCAUUUCAACAUUACACAUAUGAAGACUCAUCCUGACAGCAGAUCAUUUAGUUUGGAAUGCAAUCACAACUACACCCUAACAACAAUACACAGUUUGUUUGAGAAGCAUGCUAAUAUAUAUACAAUUUUCCAUUCUGCACAUAGGCACACACACAUACUCACCCUCCUUAAAACAAAACACUUGCACACACGCGUGCACACACACACACACACACACACACACACACACACACACAAUAGUGAGAGCAAUAGAAAGAGAGAAUGUGUUUUACACACUCCUGUGGGGGCGUGUUUUUUGUUUUUGACUGUGACUGAGAGAUUAAAUCUAGAGCCACCCCACACAUCUUCUGCUACAUAAUGCUGUUCCUAUGCCAUUGAGGAAGUUUUUGCAUCAGACCAUGAAUAAGAUGUUCAAAACAAGACGCUAACCUGCAGAUAACAAGCAGACUGCUGCUGCACAUCUCGAUCUGGAGAACUGAUUGCAAGCGAAGACAGUUCUCCCUCAAUUUGACUUCUUCAGCAUACACCAUUACAAAAAAGGAUGACGGGUAACUCUACCAUGUACGGCGACGACUAUCCGGUAUCGGACUUCACCCCCUGCGAGCGGCCAAGCUUGGACGGCUUUGCUCUGAUGAUCACAUACUUCAUCGUGUUCAUCCUGAGCCUGCUGGGCAACAGUGUGGUGGUGUUUGUUGUCUGCAGCAUGGUGAAGCGCAGGACCUCCACUGACGUCUACCUGAUGCACCUGGCCGUGGCCGACCUCCUCUUCUCCCUCACCCUCCCGUUCUGGGCCGUCUCAUUGAACAGUGAGUGGGUCUUCGGUACCUUCCUGUGCAAGCUGCUCUCCGGCAUCCAGGACACAGCCUUCUACAGCUGCGUCUUCCUCCUGGCCUGCAUCAGCAUUGACCGCUACCUGGCCAUCGUCAAGGCCACGCAGGCGGUGUUCAGACGCCGGCACCUGGUGAAGGCGGUGUGCGGUUUGGUGUGGCUGGCGGCCACUCUACUAGCUCUGCCCUCCGUCGUGCAGCGUGAGGCCUUCAUGCCCGUGGGCCACUACUCAAUGGUGUGCCAUGAGAACCUGACUGAGAACAUGGACAGCUGGCGCACGGGCAUGCGGGUGACACGUCACACCCUUGGCUUCUUCCUGCCCCUGCUCAUCAUGCUGGUGUGCUACGGCUGCACCGUGUGCACCCUCUCCCAUGCCCGCAACAGCCAAAAGCAUAAGGCCAUGCGUGUCAUCCUCUCCGUGGUGCUGGCCUUCCUGAUCUGCUGGCUGCCCAUCAACGUUACCUUUCUGGUGGACACACUCGUGCGCAGCAAGAUUUUAACCGCGGGAUGUGACCAGGAGAAUCAGGUGGACCUCGCGCUCCAGGUCACCGAGGUCUUGGCCUUCCUGCACUGCGCCAUCAAUCCCAUCCUCUACGCCUUCAUCGGGAAGAAGUUCCGCAAUCAGCUCCUCCACACUCUCUACCAAAAGGGUGUGAUCGGAAAGUAUUCCCAUGCCAUGUUUAGGAAGGGCUCUCAAACCUCUAUAAGCUCCAGGGUCACAUCAAUCACACUGUAGAGUAUUCAAAGGUUAUCACAUAGGACUGUUGGAGUGGGCCUCUCAGUUCAGCCACCCAUGCUCAUUCCUCUUAAAAGGGUACACAGAUGGUCUGUGAAGUGUGACAUUAGAAAUGUAUGAUAUUCAAAAUGACAAUAUUUAACCCACCUGUAAUGAGCCUUUUCAUACCAUGUAUAAAGCUUCAACACUUUAAGAUUAAGAUUGAGACCCAAUUUCUUGCCAUUCGGAAACUAUGUAGUUGUAUAUUUGUGUAUUGUUUGAAAGUUGAAGCUAUAGUGAAUUUCGAUGUACAUUGUAAAAUGACUUAUGGAAUGCGUGGAAUGUUCUCUGGACAUAUGUUUAAUUUGCUCAUAUGUAAGCAUGUCUCAAGAAUCUUAAUGCGUUUUUUAGAAACUGAUGUGUUGUUUCCAUUGAUACAGUGUAUAAAUAAAAACAUACUGAGCAAUA
Molecule: messenger RNA, 2452 nt
Organism: Clupea harengus (Atlantic herring)
Lineage: Eukaryota; Metazoa; Chordata; Actinopteri; Clupeiformes; Clupeidae
Gene: cxcr2
Product: C-X-C motif chemokine receptor 2
Biological process (GO): G protein-coupled receptor signaling pathway; positive regulation of cytosolic calcium ion concentration; immune response
Cellular component (GO): membrane; external side of plasma membrane
Molecular function (GO): C-C chemokine receptor activity; C-C chemokine binding
Source: RefSeq, a predicted model, not a curated record